Molecule: messenger RNA, 2349 nt
Organism: Diorhabda carinulata
Lineage: Eukaryota; Metazoa; Arthropoda; Insecta; Coleoptera; Chrysomelidae
Product: repetitive organellar protein-like
Exons: 7
Coding region: 80-2038 (652 amino acids)
Source: RefSeq, a predicted model, not a curated record
UUUGUAUAUUAUAUUUUUGUAGUUAACAGUAAAUACUUAUAAUCUUGCACGAUAUAUAGUUAAUUAAUAAGUAUUUAAAAUGGCUGAGAGCACUAGCGCCUUGGAUAUUUUAAACACUAUUAAAUUUUGCAAUAAUAUUAAAGAUCACCAGAAAUGGGCAACAGAAGCAUCCUCUCAAUUUUUUAAAAUUGAAAUUGAGAAAUUGAAGAUUACAAUGGAGUAUUUUGAGAAAGAGAAAGCAAGAGUCGAAGAAGAUAUUAAGAAUAUCACACCAAAAAUAGAGAUUUUGGAGAAAUAUUAUAAAACAUUAAUUGAUGAUUUUCGCGUAAAUGAAGAUUCACUUUUUUAUCAAAGUUUGCAUUUGAAGUGCGUCGUAAAAUCAGUAAUAAAACACAAAGAAAAGGGCGAAAAUUUAUUAAGAGAGUAUCGUGACGAGGCAGAUAAAUAUAGAGAAAAAUUGGAAGCGAACAGCCCAAAUUAUCAAAUAUUGAAAGAAAAAACUAGUAACCUUCUAAAGAUUAAGUUCAAUAUUCAAAUGCUGCGGCACAAUGUGAAAGAACUAAGAAUGAAAAAUCGUAUGAAAUCGAUAUACAGCACGAAACUAUUUCACAAAGAUUUUAUCGAUUUUGCCGCAGCUUGGCUGGAAAAGAAAAGAUACGUUGAGGCGGUAAAUAAAUUGGAUUGGUUAAAAAAACUUCAAGCGGAAUUAAUAGUAGAAAUGAUUGGAAAUAAAUCUGGUACAAACAAAAAACAUUUCAAACCUAAUAUUAAGGAAAAACAAAAAUUUGUCAGAAUGGAUAUUUCGGAGUUACCUGUUUUACCUACAACCGAACAUUUAUCUAAAGAAGAAUCCGUCAUGUCAACGUAUGGCGGUAGAGCAGCGUUGAAUUCAUGGCACAAUUCAAACUAUCUAGCUGACAAUCAAUUUACCACCGUAUCACCGAAAGUAAAGAUAAUUGAAAACAAAGUCUUGAAUAAUGCCCCGGAGAAAUCGUUCGUAAACAUUAUUAUGGAACAGAAAACAAACGCUAUCGAUAUGAAAUUUCAACAGCUGAUGAAAAGCUUUGAAAGAUUUUCCUCGGAAAUAGACAAAACGUCACCAAAAAGGUCUGAAUCCAAAGAAAAAUCUGAUAAAUCUCUAAUGGAAAACACAAUUGAAAAUAUGAGUCAGAAUGAAAGAGAUAGAGCUUUGGAAAUUAAAUUGAAAAAUAUCGUUAAGAAUUUCAAAAGACCCCCUUUGCAAAAAAAUAAAAUUCGUUCACAAAAUUCCGUUUCGGAAAAAGUAACGAAAAUUAUAGGAGUCAAAGAAGAUUCUGCGAGUCCUAUGGGUAAACCAUCGGCAAAAGUUAAUGAUGACAUUUCUACUGAGCAAGAUACACAAAAUCAUUUAACUCAAGAAAAAGGUGAUGGUGGAAAGUUGCUUUCUCAACAAUCGAAUAGUAGCAUUCAAGUAAAACCAGCCGAGGUUCAGCACGAUCUGAAAGAAGUUCAUAUUGAUUAUGAAAACUUUCCAAUUCAGAUGAAUUCGAUGCCAACACCAAAAAAUAUGCAACAAUUUACCAUCAAUAACAAUUAUAGACUAGAAGAAUCAAAUAAAGACAACAAAGAAGAUAAACACGUAGAUAUUAAGAGAAAGAUUCCCGAACAAAAGAAAUUUGUGAAAAAAAUUGAUAAGCCGUUGACAAAAUUACCUCAAUACCUCGGAAAAAAUGAAACUUAUGCAAUAAACGAAACGAAAUCGUUCGGAAUCUUUGGUAAAAGUACUAAUAUUUCUGAGCAAAGUAUAAUGAAAAGAGGAUCGGAUUAUCACAACAACAACAACCAUGCCGCUCUUUCGCAAACAGAAAAACAUUUUAUUAAUACCGGCUUCACGACUGAUGAAAAUUAUGUCCACGGAUCACCAGAUGAUUUCAAUGGUGAAUUUUUAAUGAGUCCAAUUUAUGAUCCGCCGAAACAAAAUGAAACCGAAGAGCCAGCCAUGCUUUUUCCAAAUAGCAGCUUCGCUUUCCAAGGAAUGAAUUUCGGUUUCAAUUUUUGAUUGAAUUUGGUUUUUGAAAGCAUCAAAACCAGUUAUAUAAUUGAAAUUUUGUUUUUGGUUCAUACUAAUGUUAAAUAAGAAUCUAACGUGUCAUUUUCUAUUUGAUUAUUUAUAAUGUUAAUUUUCAUAAUUCAAUAAAAUCAUAAAAAAAUAUAUUUUUGUUUGAUUACAUUGACCUACAUGAUGUUCGUGUCAAAGAUCAAUGAUUUUUAUAAAUAAAAUUGUUAAGAACUCGUCCACUGACAAAGACAGUGAAUUCAGUCCUGUUCGAUUAUGUUAAUCGAUGCUAAAGUUUGGCGAAUACGCCAACU